This is a messenger RNA of Beauveria bassiana ARSEF 2860, 3084 nucleotides long. RefSeq lists its product as hypothetical. The record is from RefSeq and is a predicted model, not a curated record. Gene Ontology annotation, cellular component: nucleus; site of double-strand break. The transcript has a single exon. The coding region runs from base 1 to 3084 and encodes 1027 amino acids. Lineage: Eukaryota; Fungi; Ascomycota; Sordariomycetes; Hypocreales; Cordycipitaceae. Gene Ontology annotation, biological process: double-strand break repair.
AUGUCAUACGCGGUAGCGAAGCCCCAAGCCUCGCCGUCCGCGGCCAACGACGGCCCGCCGUCCACAGCGACCGUGUACGACUUUAUAUGCCUGUUUACGCACGACCUGCGCCGCAAGCAGAAGCGAUGGCAGGACGGAAAGCUCAAAUAUCAUAGCUUCAACAAAAAAGUCGUUGUCUACGAUGACCGCGGCCACUUUGUUGGAGACUCCCACUGGGACCAAGAGGGCGAUCUGGCCCCGGGUGACGAGCUCUCGCUGGAUCGAGGCAUGGCGCUCGUCCAAGUGGAAGACUGCACGGGCGAAAAGCAGCAGGACCUGACUGAGCUUCUGGAUAAACGAGCCCGCGAGGUGGAAAAGCGACGCCAAAUUGCAGCGACGAAAACGAGGCCAGCACCCCGGAGUUCGGCGGCGGCGGCAGGCGGGGCACAACCGCAGCCGCAGCGACCGCAUCUCCCGCUGAGCUCCCUCGUGCAGAGCCCCGGACCGAUUGGCCGCGCGGCUAUUUCGGCCCACUCUCCGUUUGAAGCCCGACAACAGAAGCUGCAUCAGAACCAGCGACCGACGGCUGACGCGCAGCCGACUGUGGCGGAGAGGCCACCGCUGGCCAAGAAGCGACGCACCAGCCCUUCGCCACCGAGUAAAGCCGGUUUCGCGAGAAAUUUGUUUGGAACUACGUUGAAUUUGUCGUCUUGCCCGGGUCCAGAGCUGAUGGCUGCCAAGGCACGAGCGCUGCGGCAGAGGAUGCUGUCGCAGGCCGCAGCUUCGUCGACGCCACAAGAGGAGCGAGAAGAAGAACAAGAAGAACAAGAAGAAGUAGCGGAAGAACAGAGCCUUGUUCCGAGCAGUCCAAUCUUUGUGCAAGAUGAUGCAGAAAAUACGCCUUCGAGGCCGGCGAAAAAGCUCCGCUCAACUCUGCAGCCGAUUACUCGGCAUCCGAUUGCUAGCGCACGCUCGGUGUUUCGGGAGGCGGAAGAGGCAGGCAAUCGCGAUGCGGAAGUGCUCAUUUGUGACGAAGAACCAGACCAGGAAGAAGAUGCUCCCAAGAGGCAGAGAACAGAUAUACGAAAGCCAGAACGUCAGACUGCGACUAUUAGACCAGCUACACAAGAUACGGCCAGCGAGGACGAGACCAUCACACUGGAGGAUUCUUUUACAGGGCGGACGAAGAAGAAAGAAUUGCUACAGUUGCAACAACCACGGCAGACCAAAGAUCGACCCCAUGAGCUACAAAAGAAGAAGUCACUUGCAAUAGGGCGCCCACCGUUUCCAGAUGCAGUGUUAGACGAGGCUGACGUAGUUGAGGAAGCGCCGCGCCAGAAUAAAAUGCAGGAAGCACCACAUCAUAAGAAAAAGACACGACAAAAGGUACCAGAAGAGUCGCCGGUGAUAGCACGACCAGAACCGAAAUCGAAAGAGCCGAGAACGACGCUGCGAUUGCGUUCAAGACAGAAGAGAGGCUUGCUCAUGAUACGAGAACCAAGCGUGCCAGUGCCAGAACCACCAGCCUCGAGAGACGGAGACGUUGACGAUAGAAACGCCAAUACACCUUCCCCAGAGCCCCCGGCUUCUGUGCCACAACGGAUACGAUCAGCUUCACCAGAAGAGGUGACGAUACCGAGCUCAGCGCCGCCUGUUGAUGAUCCUCCAGAAGCAGCUCCGGCGGAGCGAGAUCCGACUCCUGCGCCGCUGGAAUCAAGCAGCGAGGACGAACUGCCGCAAACUUCCAAGCGACGCGCCAAGAAACGCAAGACAUACAGCCCGCCUCCAGAGCCAGCCGUGAGCGAAAAAGCACCAAAGAAAAGGCUGCAGCGACGAAAAGCAACAAAGAGCACAAUCUACGAGAACGAGAUGAGUGAAGCUGAAGAAGAGCCACGGCCACGAAGGCGACUAGUUGCCAAGCGCAGAGAAGAGCCCGAUACUGAGCCGGAAGAAGACGAGGAAGAAGAGUCACAGCUACCAAAACGACGCGCUGCGAAGCGCAGAAAAGAAGCCGAUUUUGAAGAACAAGACGGGGAAGCCGCGGACGACAAGGAAAUUCCCAAGGUGCAAGGCCCACGAAUAGCGAAGCUGCCGCGUAAAGGCAUUCGAAGUAGAGAGAUCAUUGGCUACUUCCCGCAGGGCAUCGAGACGCUGAUUCCGAAUGCGUUUGAUUCGGCGUCAUUUCGAGUUGGAGGCCCGCCAGCGCCUGUCGUCAGUAGUGAGGUGCCAACUACGGCUGCAAAAGCCGAGGCAGCACCAAAAUCUGCAAAUGUGUCACCAUACUCACCCGCACCUGCAGAAUUUCUACUCGUCGAGGAAAAGCCUACUGUUACAUCACCUGCAGUGACAGAAGUAUCCCCUGCCGCCCUGACAGAAGAAACUGCCACUGCUGCGGUUAGCCCGCCGGAGCCAGCACAAUCUGAAGCUAUUGCCGUAGUGGCAACCCCCCCGAAGACGAUUCAGAUCGAGCCAGUCUCUCGUCCAAGGGUCACUGUUGAAGCGCUUGUAGCAGUCGUACCGUCCGAUAGCUCAAGUGAGGUAGUCGUACCUACUACGACAGAAGCCAACCCAACGAAAUUAGAGCUUUUUAGUGCGCCCGAGAUGGCUCUCACAGAAAUACCAAAGGAACCGGAAACAAAUGCGCCUGAUGUUGCGUCAUCUUCUGAAUCAGAAAAGAAGCUGGAUGUAGUACUCGAAGCAGCGGCCACAGUCCCCGUACUCCCGGUGGCAGAGAGCAUGUCCAGCGGCAGCGAGGCGAACCAUAGCGGGAAGCCGCGUAUCGCUAAUCCCGCGUCACGAGGCAAAAAGGCGGCCCGGCGGGAAGACGCGGCGGGGCUGGCACCGCAGGUCAUAGUGCCGUUUGAGCCUGUCGUCCAGCCAGUUGCGCGCAUGAUCAGCACCCGUGCCGGCGGCGCUGGAAUGAGGGCGAGGAUUGCCGCGGUAGGUCCUAUGGCGUUGGGUCCGGUUGCGCCUACAGCAGCGGGUGUGCCAGGUGUCGCAAAAAAGGCAGCGAGUAUGCCUGGGUUUACGUCGGCGAGCGGCGGAACGUGGAGUCGGCAUGCGCAUGAUUUGCUGGGGAUGAAUCGGCCAGAGCGGAGACGAUGA